AUGACCUACCCCACCUCCAUGCCCAUCGCUCGCCCUCUCCCGGCCAUCAAACUCGUCACCCCGCACGGAGCAUCCUACUCGUUCACCCGCGCACAACUCAAGAAGGCCGCACCUCGCCUCGCCGCCCUGGGCGACGUAGUACACCUCCGCGAUGUCCGCAUUGAGAACUGGAACGUCCUCGACCCCUUCACCAACCUCGUACGCACCGGCCGCGUAGCGUUCGAGUACCUCCCUCCUAGUGACGCCUUCCUGCUCAUCGAAUUCUUGCUCAAGUGGGAUGCGACGUACGCUCUAGACGCGCUGCUGCAGCGUGCCAUAUUUGGCGUGUGGGCUGGCGAGGUAUCCCCCGAGCUCGCGUUCGGGCUGGCUGCCGCGGCUGGACGGCGUGACCGCGCACGCGACGUCCUUGACACCAAGUCGCUCUGCAGUCCCCUGCCCGGAUGGUGGAAGAGCCGCGUACCGGAGGCGUGCAAGAUUGCGUACGAGCAUGCGUACAUCACGACGGCGCACCUCCCUGAGCAGCUUGAGGUGAUUGGAGACGUGUUCGAGAAGACGUUCAAGUAG
This is a messenger RNA of Cutaneotrichosporon cavernicola, 564 nucleotides long. RefSeq lists its product as uncharacterized. The transcript has 2 exons. Bases 1 to 564 code for a protein of 187 amino acids. The record is from RefSeq and is a predicted model, not a curated record. Lineage: Eukaryota; Fungi; Basidiomycota; Tremellomycetes; Trichosporonales; Trichosporonaceae.